Molecule: messenger RNA, 1620 nt
Organism: Equus caballus (horse)
Lineage: Eukaryota; Metazoa; Chordata; Mammalia; Perissodactyla; Equidae
Source: RefSeq, a predicted model, not a curated record
CCGGCUGGUGUGAAAAGCAGUGGUGGCCACAGAGGUGGCGGAGAGAUGGCCAGCAGCACACAGCCCCCCUACCUGAACCCAGUCGCCCCCUUCUCUGCGACAAUCCAAGGGGGUCUCCAGGAGGGACUUCAGAUCACUGUCCGUGGAACUGUUUUAGCCUCCAGUGGAACCAGGUUUGCUGUGAACUUUCAGACUGGCCGCAGUGACGAUGACAUUGCCUUCCACUUCAACCCUCAAUUUGAAGAAGGCGGUUAUUUGGUCUGCAACACGAAGGAGAAAGGACGCUGGGGGCAGGAGGAGAAGACGCACCUGCCCUUUCAGAGGAGGAGCCCUUUUGAGCUCAGCUUCCUGGUGCUGAGCUCAUGUUUCCAGGUGAUGUUGAACGGGAGCCCCUUUGUGCGGUACCCACACCGUGUGCCCUUCCACCGCGUGGACACCCUCUCUGUCACCGGCACUGUGCAGCUGUCCUCCAUCAGCUUCCAGACUCCAGGGAUCAGGCCGGCCAAUCCUGCUCCCACUUCCAAGAGUGAAACUCUCCUGAGGACAGCAGAGUCUGCCCCAGGUGGUCUCUUUUCAACAGAAUCCCACACCCCUCCUAUGGGCUAUCCCAACCCAGCCUACAUAACUCUGAUGCCUUUCUUCACCAGCAUCCCGGGUGGCCUGUACCCCUCCAAGAGCAUUGUCGUGUCAGGCACCGUCCUGCACAGCGCUCAGUCGUUCCACAUCAACCUGCGCUCUGGGAGUGACGUCGCCUUCCACCUGAAACCCCUUUUCAAAGAGAAAACCGUGGUCCUCAACACACAGAUCGAUGGCUCUUGGGGACAUGUGGAGAAAACUCUAUCUGGAAAAAUGCCCUUCACCCGAGGCCGGAGCUUCUCGGUGUGGAUCACAUGUGAAGCCCGUUGCCUCAGGGUAGACGUGGAUGGUCAGCACCUGUGUGACUACAACCACCGCCUGAAGAACCUGCACGCCAUCAACGUCCUCGAAGUGGCUGGUGACAUCAAGCUGACUCGUUUGCAGACAUAGGAGGGAUCCCUGGCCUGGGGUCGAGGGCUGGGGCACGUUGCUGUCUGGAUCUGCUCAUCACCUCCACCUUCCCCGUCCCUGCCCCAGCCCCAGCCCUCCCCAGCCUGCCGAGGUCUCUUUUCUGGGGAGACCAUGCCCUUGUCUGGUCCUGCUGAGAUUGCAGACAGCCAAGAGUGCCGAGGGCAGCUGGCUGGGACCACCUUCCUUGGUCGGGGCAGGACCUGGGGUUCCAGCUGCCCCAAAUCCCUCCCUCCGAGGAGAGGGGUGGUCCACACAGGCUGCAGCCCCAGGUUCAGUCCCCUUGGCAGAAAGGGAGGAUGCUGGGCCUUCCCAAGCGCCUGGCCCAGGCCUACACCCUGUCUGCCUCUCAGCUGCAUCCCCAGCCCUUUCAGCUCCAGUCAGUCCCAGGCCAGCUGCUCUUCACUCCCCAGGGGAGGUGGUCUCCUCGGCCCCUCCCUGUCUCCCAGCUUCAGCCUCUCCUGCACCUGCACCAGCCCUUCGCCCACUCCAGGAACGCUCCCUGAUGACACCCCACUGGUUUCCUCCAACUGAUGGGACCCCUCUCAGCAGGGGGCUCUCCCCUCCCCACGUCCU